Messenger RNA from Babjeviella inositovora NRRL Y-12698, 1378 nucleotides. RefSeq names its product aldo-keto reductase superfamily protein. Gene Ontology annotation, molecular function: oxidoreductase activity. The record is from RefSeq and is a predicted model, not a curated record. NCBI's taxonomy places the organism in Eukaryota, Fungi, Ascomycota, Pichiomycetes, Serinales. The coding region runs from base 75 to 938 and encodes 287 amino acids. The transcript has a single exon.
GCCAGGCACACGCGCUUAAAGUGGCGUGGAUCGAUCAUUGUUACUAUCAACCGGAAACUGUCUUAGUACUUGCAAUGACAUCAUACCAAGUGACCAGAGAAAUCGUGCUAUCCAACGGAGCUCUGCUCCCGACCGUGGGCCUUGGGACGUACUAUCUUCCGCCGAAGAAGACCGCCGAAACCGUUACCCAAGCGCUCACAAAAGGCUACCGGCACAUCGACACAGCGGUGCUAUACAACAACGAGGAGGAGGUGGCACAGGGAAUCGCAGACUGGAUUGGUUUGGAUCCCCAGAACCUGAGACUGGAUGUGUUCUAUACCACCAAGUUGUGGGAUAUGGAUGGCGGGUACACAGCCGUGAGACGCGAAAUCGCCCGGUGCGUGCGCAAAAUGACGGCCUACGGAUUGGAGUACAUUGAUCUAUUGCUCAUCCACUCGCCGCUCUGUGGUAGCAGAAAGCGCUUGGAGUGUUGGCGUGCGAUGCAGGAGGCGGUUGAUGCUGGUACCGUAAAGAGCAUCGGCGUGUCGAACUAUGGCGUUCAUCACAUUCAAGAGUUGCUUGCCUGGCCCAAAUUGACUCACAAGCCGGUGGUAAACCAGAUCGAAAUCUCACCGUGGUGCAUGCGGCAGGAAUUGGCCGACUGGUGCCGACAGCAGGGGAUUGUGGUGGAGGCCUACGCCCCCUUGACCCACGGAUACAAGACCGAGGAUUCCGCUUUGAAGGCGAUUGCAGAGAAGCACAGCGUCUCCACGGCGCAGGUAUUGAUUAGAUGGUCGCUCCAGCAUGGUUAUGUGCCAUUGCCAAAGACACAGACAAUUGGGCGGUUGAGUGGAAACGUGGACGUUUACAGGUUUGAGUUGAGUGAUGAGGAGUUGGCAACGAUUGACCAUCCUGAGGCUCAUGAGCCGACCGACUGGGAGUGCACCGAGGCACCAUGAUCGUAUUUGAUUCAAUUUUUGGUGGGCUUAUUUCUAGUAGACUUUGAGGUGACUAUUCUAUUUCCUCUUUGUAUAUUAUGGUUGUGAUAUGUUCCUGAGACAUGUACGCAAGAGCGACUAAUCUCGUCGGGCUGCGUAUGAUUGGCAGGUCCAGGCCUCCUACCUACUGCUAAUAUGAGGUUUGUGUUGGUAUGUUAAAAUUACACCCUAUCCCUUCGUAGUAUUACAGCUAUUAGUUUGACAAAGUCCCCGCCUGUACCUCAGAGUUAAGCAGUGAUGUUUUCACUGCCUCAGGUGUCGACUCAAACCUAUGUUGUCUAUACAUGCGAUACUGCCAUCGCCCACUAGUAUUUCCUGGUAGCUUUAUCAAGGCCUGGUGUUUGCCUAAAAGCAUGUUUCUAAGGUAGUGACUAUAUAGUACGGUCAAUUAAUCUCUUGCC